AUGGCCACUAGUCGCUCCAGGCUCCACCUCUAUUCCCUUCCAAAUGAGGUGCUCGUUCAGAUCCUAACCCCAUUGCCAACCCCCUGCCUUCUCCCCUUGACGACGGUUUCCCGCCGGUUCUAUGCUUUAAUAUUGCGGAUCCUGCACUACCGAGUUCUUGUAUCUGUAUCACUGAGCGAAUACAACCUUAUGCUCGACUGUUUAAAUCGGAGCUCGUACACUAUCGAGCCUCACAUUUUUUGCAAAUACCUCGGCACAGAUGGUUUGAACAACCAGUACGAAGGGGAGGGCUCAUUAUACGAGAAUGUUGAUACACCACAGCAGCUAGGAAGACUCGGUUCCCUCUAUUCUAGAUUUCGGCCUUGUGUGGUAGGAAUGGGGAGAAUCGGCGGAGGAAGGCGGUUUCCAUCAGCGGUCAACCAGGAGCAAGCGGACAGUUCAGUCGUGACACUUCCUAUUCAUCUGGAGGCGUUUGAAAACUUCAUCCAAGUAUGUAUAGCCGUGAAUGUAGUGGAAGUGAUGUGGGGGAGUAAUUUCCCCCUGGGUGCAGUGACUGUUGAAAACGGUGUUAUCAGGUUGUUCAGAGACUGGCUAAGGAACCAUGCGAAACAUUCCGGUCAAUCUUUGGGGUCCUCUCCUGGGUCGGAAGCAUCCGAUAAUACUGCCUAUUCGUCGACCAGCGAGGCUCCCUAUCAGAUGGUUUGGGUGGGUCAAAGCAAGAACGUUGGACUUAAGGUGCGGGUCAAGGAGAAGGAUCUAAUGGACGAAUAUUUGGACAGGGAUUGGGGUGGUCCAGUCCUUUCUUAUCGUGAAGAGGAUCAAUCUGCUAGCUAUGAAUUGACUAUAGAAGAAUUGCAUGUCCGGACUACUCGUCUCUUUAUGACACUGGAGAAGUCGUUGGAGCACAGCUUCCCCAAAGUUGUGAGCUUCACACGGAGCCGUGGAUAG
Messenger RNA from Aspergillus nomiae NRRL 13137, 948 nucleotides. Its product is annotated as F-box domain protein. Bases 1 to 948 code for a protein of 315 amino acids. The transcript is spliced from 4 exons. NCBI's taxonomy places the organism in Eukaryota, Fungi, Ascomycota, Eurotiomycetes, Eurotiales, Aspergillaceae. The record is from RefSeq and is a predicted model, not a curated record. Gene Ontology annotation, molecular function: protein binding.